CCUCGUUCCCAACACCGUUGGACAGGUCGCGUCUCUCCAAAGCCCUCUAUACGUCGACCACGACUUGCUCUUUUCCAGGCACUUGACGCGGAGAGGACUCGUUUAGGAUGGCUCUUCCCACCCACGGCCGCGUCGUACUCGAGACCACGGCUGGCGACAUCGAGAUCGAGCUCUGGUCGAAGGAGACGCCGAAGGCAUGCCGCAACUUUAUCACUCUGGCGCUCGAGGGAUACUAUGACGGCGUGAUCUUUCAUCGGAUCGUACCCGGCUUCCUGGUCCAGACGGGCGACAAGACAGGAACGGGAGCAGGCGGAGAAUCUAUCUAUGGAGAACCCUUCGAGGACGAAAUCCACCCCCGCCUCCGCUUCGCGCACCGCGGCCUCGUCGCAAUGGCGAACAACGGCACCAAGAACACCAACGACUCCCAGUUCGUCAUCACCCUCGACCGCGCGGAUGAGCUGCACGGGAAGCACACGCUUUUUGGCCGCUGCGUCGGCGACACGGUGUACAACGUCAUGAAGAUUGGAGAGAUGGAAACGGACAAGAACGAGCGACCGCUAUACCCGCCGAAGAUCCGGCGAGUCCGUGUCGUCGACAACCCGUUCGACGACAUUGUCCCCCGCAUCACUGCCGAGGAGAAGCGUGCGCAGCAGAGAGCGAGGGAGCAAGCGCAGCGUGAGCGCGAGGAGGAACAGAAGCGGCGGGGUGCGAAGAAAAACGUCAAGUUGCUCAGCUUCGACGACGAUCCCGGGGAAGAACCGGCAGUGCCGAUUAAGAAGAAGGCGGUGGUGCGACCUGACCUUGUCGACCCCGCACCUGUGGCUCCUAUACCCGACUUCGUCACACAACCGGGGAAGCCAACGAGGGUACUCAAGGCCAAGGAGGAAGAGGUCAAGCGACCCUCGGAAGAGCCUAAGGCGAAGAAGCGGGAUAAAGAAAAGGAUAAAGCGGAAGACAUCGCCUCCAUCCGCGCAAAGCAUGCAGCCGAGCAGAGUGCAUCACAAUCAGCGCGAGCGGCCGAGAUCGCCCGCAUGGAGGCCGAUAUCGCGAAGUUGUCCAAGAAGCGGGAGGGCUACGACUCGGACGACGAGCCCGCGAAGAAGAAGCAGAAGCGCUCCUACCUCUCGGAGGAGCUCGCCAAGUACGCGAAGGGCCGCGGCGUGCACAAGAAGGGCAAGCGGAAGGACGAGAGCGACGUGCUCGCCGCGCUCGACAGCUUCCGCGGGAAGCUGCAGGGCGCGAUGGCGGUGGUCGACGACGAGGGCGAGAAGGGCGGGAGAGAUGCAGGGGUGGGAGGUGUGGGAGUGGGAGGUACGGGAGUGGGAGGUGUGGGGGCAGAGGGCAUGGAAGAGGGCGAGACGCGCCCCGCGGGCGAGGAGCCGGGUGUGGAGGUGGACGACGAUACGGACUUCCUCGGGCAUGAGUUGCGGUUCCCGAAGGACAACGCGGAGGAGGUGGGGAAGGCGGAGAGGGACUACGAGGUCAUUGACCCGCGAGCGCGGGGGGCGCAGGCGAGGGCGGAGGAGAAGGAGCGCAAGGCGCGGUCGAUGAAGGCGCGCGGCGGGGGUGGAGGGCGCCGGCGGUGACGUUGUGGGCAGGAUUACUCGAUCGUACUGAUGUGCUUGCUUUGUAAUCUGACCCCUCUGCUAUGUGCGCAGAGUCUGUAGUCAGUUUGAGAAGUCCUUUAAGUCAUAUUCGGUUUUGGCCUUUCACCUGCAGCG
Schizophyllum commune H4-8 is the source of this 1721-nucleotide messenger RNA. RefSeq names its product cyclophilin-like protein. Gene Ontology annotation, biological process: protein peptidyl-prolyl isomerization; protein folding. Gene Ontology annotation, cellular component: catalytic step 2 spliceosome. The record is from RefSeq and is a predicted model, not a curated record. The transcript is spliced from 10 exons. Lineage: Eukaryota; Fungi; Basidiomycota; Agaricomycetes; Agaricales; Schizophyllaceae. Gene Ontology annotation, molecular function: peptidyl-prolyl cis-trans isomerase activity. The coding region runs from base 108 to 1586 and encodes 492 amino acids.